Messenger RNA from Gopherus flavomarginatus (Mexican gopher tortoise), 2930 nucleotides. It is a transcript of the gene ZC3H10, whose product is annotated as zinc finger CCCH-type containing 10. The record is from RefSeq and is a predicted model, not a curated record. Lineage: Eukaryota; Metazoa; Chordata; Testudines; Testudinidae. Gene Ontology annotation, molecular function: metal ion binding.
AUGGUAACCCCGACGGGCCGCGCGCGCGGCAUGCAGGGAGGCCUCCGCUUCCGGGGCGACCGGAAGGACCAUAGAGUAGUUCCGCUGGAGGGCGGAAGGGGCCGCUCUUUGUGGCUGCUGGAGCAGGACGCGGCCGGAGAGCGGUUGCCCGAGCUCGCGCCACCAGGAGGGGAGGGCGUACGUGGGAAAAUGCCCGACCGUGACAACUACAACAAUGGCAGUAGCAGUGACGAGGCGGGUGCCAACUCUGACGACAUCUGCCGCGACUUCCUGCGCAACGUCUGCAAGCGAGGCAAGCGCUGCCGCUUCCGACACCCCGACAUUAGCGAGGUCACCAACCUGGGCGUGCGCAAGAACGAAUUCAUCUUCUGCCAUGACUUCCAGAACAAGGAGUGCGUGCGCCUCAACUGCCGCUUCAUCCACGGCACCAAGGAGGACGAGGACUGUUACAAGAAGACGGGGGAGCUGCCCCCACGCCUGCGCCAGAAGGUGGCGGCUGGGCUCGGCCUCUCCCCGGCGGACCUGCCGAACAGCAAGGAGGAGGUGCCGAUAUGCAGGGACUUCCUGAAGGGCGACUGCCAGCGGGGAGCCAAGUGCAAGUUCCAGCACUUGCAGCGGGAGUACGAGUACGACGCCCGGGUCAUUGCGGCCCGGGACCCUGGCAUCGCCACCACUGUACGCCGCUAUGACCCCUACGAUGUCAUGUACGACCCCGACCGCUAUGACGACCACGACCCGGUGCUGAAACGGAGGCGGGUGGACGGGCUGCACUUCGAGACCUACGAGUACAGCUUCACCAGCCCGCGCACGGUGGAGUACCGGCUCCUGGAGGAGGAGAACAUCAUGCUGCGCAAGCGCCUGGAGGACCUCAAGAAGCAGGUCAACAAUCUGCUGGCGACCAACGAGGUGCUGCUGGAGCAGAAUGCCCAGUUCCGAAACCAGGCCAAAGUCAUGACUCUCAGCUCCACUGCCACGGCCACCGAGCAGACCCUGGCCCCAACCGUGGGCACUGUCACCAAUUAUAAUCACAGCAUUGCCCAGACUCACACCACGCUCAGCAGCCAGGCCCUCCAGCCACGGCCCGUCACCCAGCAGGAUUUGGUGGCUCCGGCCGGAGCGCCGGCAGCGCCCCCCACCAAUGCAGCGCCCCCCAUGAACCCUGAAAUCACCCCACUCUCUGCUGCUCUGGCUCAGACCAUCGCACAGGGCAUGGCUCCUCCGGUCUCCAUGGCGCCCGUGGCGGUGUCGGUGGCGCCCGUGGCAGUUUCAAUGGCACAGCCGCUGGGAGGUAUCACCAUGAGCCACGCUACCACGCCCAUGGUGACAUACCCCAUUGCGUCGCAGAGCAUGAGGAUAACAGCCAUGCCACACUAACCUCCCCCAAAGGGCCCCACAUACCGCCAUGGGUCCGUGCUGUUCGGAACCACCCCUGGCAGGCGGAAGGGCUCUGUCACUGGCAGGACUUGCUCCUUCCUUUGGGGAGACUGGAACCGAGAAGAGAGAGAAUUGAACUGAAACCCUUGGAAACCUCUCUCCCCUUUCAGGGGAUGGGCUUUCCACCCUGCAGGCGAGUGACUUGGAUUUCCCUUACCCCCUAGCAACCACCCGUGGUCUUCCACAAGGCAGCAGAAUUCAGGGAUGAAGGGCUUUAAUGCCACAUGAUUCGAAGGGUACAGUAACCUCAGAGCCUUUGCCCGUCACUUGUAUCUUUGCCCAAAUACCUGCCCCUCUGUACCCACUGCGCUAACCCCUCCAUAGCCCUGCGAGUUCAGGAACUCAGUAUAUCGCCUGGCUAUGGCAGUAUCGUUUCACUGACAGGACGCACCAGAAUGGAGGCUGUAGGGAAAUCACCCCCAGGGGUGGGAGCUUGGGUCCCCUGGCUCGCUGCUCUUUAGAGAUACUCCCAGGCUUCCCUGGGCUCAGGCAGAAUCAGGGAAGUGAGCCUCCCCCAGAGCUGGCAGAAAGGCUGGGUCUGUCUGGCAGCCCUCUCCUAGGGGGAAUGGCCCUGGAGCAGCUUUGCCUGGUGAUGAAAUGGUUAAAUCAAAUAGGAUUUGGGUUCGUAUGUAAACUGAGCCCUGGUGCUUUAAAAGGGGGCAGCACAACCUGGACUCUAGGAAACCAUCUCUACGGUGGCCUUCAGAGCAUCCCUGUUCCAGUCACCCCUCCAGGGAGAGGGGGGCGCAUUCUUAGGCCCAUCUGGAUCCCAAGGGGGGAGGUGUCACAAUUCCAGCAGAUGUUGUUGCUGUAUUGCUCAUAAACCCCGUUGCGGGGUGGGGCGCUAGUUAAACGUGAUAGCGUCUGACCCCACUUCGCCUCGCAGCCCGCGGGGCAGGGGUCGCAUUCUGCUUGAGGUCGUGGGUUGAAAUAAACUCGUCUCCGUUGCUUUAUGAGUUGUCAGGGCUCCUCCGGUCACCUCCCGAGGCAUAGCAGCUCGCUGAAAGGAGACCAGGGUUGGACAGCAACCCUGCCAGGUCCCUGAGCACACUCCAGAGUGCUCAGCACCUUGCAAGAGCAGACCUGGUCAUCAGUUCCCUCUGGAGCUGUUUGGCUGGCAAAUGCCAGCAAAUCCACUCGUGCCCUGAGCAACCCUGCAUGCCCUUCGCCAUCCACCAGCAACUUCUGUGCCUGAGCCUCCCCACCCCAAGACGUCCAUCUGCCUCUUACGGCCAUUUUCUCUGUUCAUCCCAUUCACACGUCCUCAAAGAGACCCCUCCCUCCCUCAUAUGCUGUAUUUUUGUUUCUAAAACUGAAGCUCACCCAGGGAUCUAGAGUAGCUUUUGCAUAGUCCUGUCUGGGUUUGAGAACUGAAAGAGGAGGAGAAUGCUUUACAGCAGGAGCUCUUUCUAAGAGUGCUGAACUUUGUAAGUUUAGUGUUUUAGUUCUGUGACUACAGUGUAAAGUUUUCAGUUAUUAAAAGAAAACGUACAGCC